AUGAUCGGAUCCAACCUACAAUCGCUUUCCCUCCUUCCGAGUACAUCGACCCAAGAGACCUUGGUGUUAGGCCCGGAUGGAUGUGUCGAGGCCACAUGUGAAUCCAAACGAGGAGGUUUAUUCUUUGCCAAUGAGUCUUCCACCUUCGAGGAACGAGGUCUUCAUGAAACCAAGAACGGUGUGCUGCUUCUUGGGUCUGGCUACGCUUACUACGGCUUGGACUCCGUGUACUUUGACAGCGCUCUAUCAGCCAGCCGUCAACUCAUUGGUGUAGUUAACUCAACCGACUGGUGGCUUGGGAGCUUGGGACUGGGUUUGGAGUUGAGCACAAUGGACAACGACACAGAUGGUUAUGUGCCAUUUCUGUCCAGCCUCGUGCAGGACAAUGCCAUGAUACCAAGCCACAGCUAUGGUUACACAGCCGGCGCAAUUUACCGGUUGAACGGAGUGCCUGCUUCAUUAACUCUGGGAGGUAUUGAUACCAAUCGAUUCAUUCCCAACAACCUGACAUUCAGUUUGAGCUCAAGGUCCGCACCCGUUGUGUUUCUCAAUUCGAUAUCCGUCUCGUCUGACGCAGACGACGGCGGGCAUCCCUCAAACUGGAGGUCCUAUUCUACAACGUUGCUGGAAUCCUCUGACGCCGAUUUGUUCGCCAUCGACUCCUCAACUCCGUUUUUGUGGCUGCCAGGCUCAGCACGCGACGCAUUCGCAAAGGCCUUGAAUUUGACAUACAACAAAACCAUCGGACUGUACGAAUACCCUGACUCUGUCACGUCUCCAGAAACCCUUUCAGCCUGGAACUUGACUUUUUCUUUUGUGGUCAGCAGUUCUGCUGGCGCUCCCAGCAACCUUACGCUGACUUUGCCCUACGAUGCAUUCAAUCUCCAGUUCUCUUAUCCAUUUCCCAACGGGAAUGCCGGCAAGUCUUCCGCACGAAUCAAUUAUUUCCCUGUACGAAAAGCCACAGACUCAACGUUCUAUACACUCGGUCGUGCUUUUCUACAAGAAGUCUACCUCGCGGUUGAUUACGAACGGCACCGGUUUUCUCUUUCACAGGCUGUAUUUCGGGCAGACGCCAACGAAAACUUGAACCUUUUGUCCAUAACCCGACCAGAAAACAGCUUGUGGCCUGGACCAGGCCCUACCGCGGAAAGCAGGCUCUCCACUGGCGAAAAAGUAGGAAUUGGGAUAGGAGGAGUGACCGGGAUUUUGUGCGGGUUAUUUGCAAUCAUAGUCAUUGCAAGAAGGCAAAAGACCAAAAAGGUGGCGACAGACAGUUCAAACACGGACGUCAGGUUCAGUACGACAAAUUCGGGAUCGUCCGUCUUGGAGCUCGUUGGCGACAGGACCUACGCAGCAGAGGCAUUGUCAGAUUCCACGGUGUCCAGAUUUGAGCUUCCAACCAGCUCAUCAAUUGAGAUGCCAGCGGGUGAUGUGCCAUCCAAAUUUCUCCAAGGGUCUGGUCUGAUGAUUAGCCGGAUUCCGGACACAUUGAACAGCGACGCGGAACAGGCUCAGCCUGGUCUAUGGAGCACUGAAAUCUUGGGCCCGGAGGAUGACAGUAUCAAAGCGAUGGAGGCCUCUGCGGCUUUUGGUUCCAGGUGA
Messenger RNA from Cladophialophora bantiana CBS 173.52, 1605 nucleotides. RefSeq lists its product as uncharacterized. The coding region runs from base 1 to 1605 and encodes 534 amino acids. The transcript has 2 exons. NCBI's taxonomy places the organism in Eukaryota, Fungi, Ascomycota, Eurotiomycetes, Chaetothyriales, Herpotrichiellaceae. The record is from RefSeq and is a predicted model, not a curated record.